Molecule: messenger RNA, 1875 nt
Organism: Cucurbita moschata (crookneck pumpkin)
Lineage: Eukaryota; Viridiplantae; Streptophyta; Magnoliopsida; Cucurbitales; Cucurbitaceae
Product: galactokinase-like
Exons: 14
Coding region: 177-1676 (499 amino acids)
Biological process (GO): galactose metabolic process; carbohydrate phosphorylation
Cellular component (GO): cytoplasm; cytosol
Molecular function (GO): ATP binding; galactokinase activity
Source: RefSeq, a predicted model, not a curated record
ACAAAAUUAUACUGACGCUCUGAUCUUAGGCUUUUUCUCUCGAUAUUUAUAGAAUACUUGGUUUUCACCUACUUCUUGCUCUUUGUUGUUGAUCCAUUUGAGGAUUCUACGAAGAUUUAGCCGGAACUCGCAAUCGGAGAAGCUACUGACUACGAGGAAGAAGACGAAGAGGAGUAAUGGCGAAGCAUGAGGACCUUCCGAUUCCUGUUUUCUCUUCUCUUGUCCCGGUCUAUGGCGAUGGAACUCAGCUUGAGGAAGCUCGCCUUCGAUUUGAUAAUCUCAAGGCUAAGUUUCUCCAAGUUUUCGGCCAUCCUCCCGGUGUCUUUGCUCGUUCUCCAGGGAGAGUGAACUUGAUCGGGGAGCACAUUGACUAUGAAGGAUAUUCUGUGUUGCCUAUGGCGAUUCGGCCAGAUACGAUCGUUGCAAUUCGGAAGCACGACGCUGGAGAGGCGGAGCAUCUUCUGAGAAUUGCUAAUGUUAAUGAUAAAUACUCGAUGUGUACCUAUCCUGCUGAUCCUCAUCAGGAAGUAGAUUUGAAGGAUCACAAAUGGGGACACUAUUUCCUUUGCGGGUACAAAGGCUAUUACGAAUUUGCUAAAUCAAAAGGAAAAGAUGUUGGCAAGCCAGUUGGACUUGACGUUCUUGUUGAUGGAACAGUGCCUACAGGAUCUGGAUUAUCAAGCUCUGCUGCAUUUGUUUGCUCUGCUACCAUUGCUAUAAUGGCUGUUUUUGGUGAUAACUUUCCCAAGAAAGAACUCGCCCAACUUACGUGUGAAUGUGAGCGGCACAUUGGUACACAAUCUGGUGGAAUGGAUCAGGCAAUCUCUGUCAUGGCCAAAUCUGGGUUUGCGGAGCUGAUUGAUUUCAAUCCUAUUCGUGCUACUGAUGUGCGACUUCCUGCUGGUGGGACUUUUGUUAUAGCCCAUUCUCUAGCCGAAUCACAGAAAGCAGUAACUGCUGCCAAAAAUUAUAAUAACAGAGUUGUGGAAUGCCGACUUGCUGCUAUUGUUCUAGGCAUAAAGGUUGGGAUGAAACCACAAGAUGCAAUAGCACAAGUGAAAACUUUAUCUGAUGUGGAAGGGCUGUGUAUUUCAUUUGCUAAUGAGCGUAAUUCUUCAGAUCCUGUGCUUGCAGUCAAGGAACUGUUGAAGGAGGAACCAUAUACAGCUGAAGAUAUUGAACAAAUCACUGUGGACAAUCUGCCUUCCGUUUUAGGCAAUUCUCCAACUUCAUUGGAUGUUCUAAAAGCUGCUAAGCAUUUCAAGUUGUAUCAGCGAGCGUCGCACGUGUACUCUGAAGCCAAGCGGGUCUAUGCUUUCAAGGAUGCAGUUUCGUCAAGUGUAAGUGAGGAAGAGAGGCUUAAGAAACUUGGUGAUCUUAUGAAUGAUAGCCACUACAGCUGUAGCGUUCUUUAUGAAUGCAGCUGUCCCGAAUUGGAGGAGCUUGUAAAGAUCUGUCGGGACAACGGUGCUCUCGGGGCAAGGCUGACUGGAGCGGGAUGGGGAGGCUGUGCAGUCGCCCUUGUAAAAGAGGCCAUUGUUCCCCAAUUCAUUCUCAGUCUGAAGGAUAAGUUCUACAAAUCGAGGAUCGAUAGAGGGAUCAUCGACAAGAACAAAGUCGAUCACUUCAUCUUUGCUUCCAAGCCCUCAAGCGGAGCUGCCAUCUUCCAUUUUUAAAAACAAAUUCAUCAUUGCAGUGUUUAUUCGGUGUGCCGCAACACCCCAGGAGGAAGGAAAUAAGUAAAAUAUUAUUAGAACACUUUUGGUUUUAGAAAAUUGUGGACAUUUCAUGACCAACCAAGCAUUCAGCAAUAACUCCUUCAUCCUUCUUUGCCUAUAAAUAAAGGAAUGUGUAACCUACAAAAAUGGGCUUAUU